AUGUCCUCAGCAGACCCAGAGAAGGCGCUCGCGACCGUCGAGGCGCGCCCCCUCGAACGCUCCUCCGCCGCGUCCACGUACUCGUCCAACGAGAAGGGGCGCACGUCCGAGGUCGAGCGCGUGGAGAAGCCGGAAGAUGGGCCCCUCGAGCCGCCGCUGUACAACGCGCACAUCGACGUGAGCGGGGUCGACGAGCGCAAGCUCAUGCGUAAGAUCGACCUGUACCUCGUCCCGUGGCUGUCGUUCCUGUACUUGCUCAGCUUCCUAGACCGGACGAGCAUUGGGAACGCGAAGUUGUAUCAUAUGACGACCGAUUUGCACUUGACGGACCAGCAAUACCUCAUUGCGCUCACGAUAUUCUUUUUCUCGUACUCGAUAUUCGAAGUGCCGUCAAACAUCUUUCUCAAGCGGCUGCGCCCGUCAAUAUGGUUGUCGCUCCUCAUGCUCUGCUGGGGCAUCAUGAUGGUGCCCCUCCAGACUGUACAAGGCUUGGUGCACAACUAUGGCGGACUUCUCGGCAUGCGUUGGAUGCUCGGAAUGUUCGAAGCAGGACUCUUCCCAGGCGUGAACUAUUAUCUCUCCUGCUGGUACAAACGGUCCGAGUUCGGCAUCCGUGCCGCGCUCUUCUUCUCCGCGGCGACCGUGUCUGGCGCGUUCGGCGGGCUGCUCGCGGCGGCGAUAUCGAACAUGGAGGGCGUCGGAGGCAAGCCGGCGUGGGCGUGGAUCUUCAUCCUCGAGGGACUCGUCACCGUCGUCGCAGGCAUCGUGUCGUUCUGGAUCAUCCAGGACUUCCCCGACACGGCCAAGUUCCUGAGCGAGGCGGAGCGCACGGUCGUCGUGCGGAGGCUCCAGUCGGAUGACCAGUACAGUGCUGCAGGCGAGAACCUUCGGUGGCACUAUAUCUGGCGCAGUCUGCUCGACUGGAAGACCUGGGUCGGAAUGGUACUUUACAUGGGUGCAGACGGUCCGCUCUAUGCGUUCUCCCUCUUCCUGCCUAGUAUCAUCAACCAGCUUGGGUUCACUGCUACACCUGCGAACCUACUCACCGUGCCGGUGUACGCUCUGGCUUGUGUGGUGACCUGCAUUGUCGGGUUCGUCGCGGAUAGGCAUGGCUGCCGCGGAUACCUCGCAAUGGGAUGCCUUACGGUCGGUAUGAUUGGAUAUAUCAUCCUUAUCGUGUCUAGGAACGCGACGCUGUCGUAUAUCGCUGUGUACCUCGCGGCGUGCGGCAUCUAUCCGACGAUCCCGAACCUGGUCGCAUGGGUGUCGAAUAACGUUGAGGGUUCAUACAAGCGCAGUGUGUCAAUCGCGAUGGUAAUCAGCUUCGGCAACAUCAACGGCGCAGUCUCCUCGAACGUCUACCGCGCAAGGGACGCGCCGUGGUACACGCUCGGCCACGGUAUUGUGCUGAUGUACAUCUGCAUCGGGCUCAUCACCGCGGUCGUAUACUGGUGGUUCCUGCGGCGGGAGAACGCGAAGCGUGAGCGCGGCGAGCGGGACGAGAUCAUUCGGGGCGUCAACGACCAUCGCACGGACCUGGCUCGCAACGGGACGUACGACAGUGUCGCGGACGCGAAGCGCGACAAGGGCGACGAGUGGAGUGGGUACCGCUACACGCUGUGA
Messenger RNA from Trametes versicolor FP-101664 SS1, 1623 nucleotides. RefSeq names its product MFS general substrate transporter. Gene Ontology annotation, biological process: transmembrane transport. NCBI's taxonomy places the organism in Eukaryota, Fungi, Basidiomycota, Agaricomycetes, Polyporales, Polyporaceae. The record is from RefSeq and is a predicted model, not a curated record. Gene Ontology annotation, molecular function: transmembrane transporter activity. The transcript has 11 exons. Gene Ontology annotation, cellular component: membrane. The coding region runs from base 1 to 1623 and encodes 540 amino acids.